GAUAUGCAACAUCCUUUUUUUUUUCCACUCCCUCCCCUUCACGCACACAUACACGCACACGCGCACUCACACGCUGCAGGACUGCACCGUGUCCACAUGGAAUGCAAUGCAAUGCAACUAUUUGAUAGCAAUUAAUACGUGGACUUUUUCCUUAAUGUGCGGUUUUUUUUUCAUCUGGCUGUCUCUCUUUUAUACACACGCGCACACGCAAGCACUCUCUUUUUCUCUGUCAGUGGGAAUUGGACUACACGCGGAGAGGGUUUCGCUGUGGCGCGCUGCUGGAGGAGACUAAAACUAACAAACAAAAUACGUGGGAACUUAUUUUGGGUUUUUUUUCCGGAGAUGAGGAGAUUAUUACACAUGACGAAGAAGUGAAGAGUAAAGACACCUGAACGCCUCAUGGAAGAAAGGUGCUUGAAGUGGUUCCACACUCAAAAGAAAAGACGGUGACUCGGUCGUGCUUCGUUUUCUUGUGUGCAGCGUCCUCGGAAAAGAAAGUCUUACCCCCCCCUCCCAAAAAAAAAAAAAAAAAAAUCCUCAAGUGGUGUGUAAAAAUGGUCCGGUAGGUACGAAUCCAACUUGGUCAGGUGGGAGACGGAAUUGAACAUGUGAGUCCAAAAAAAAAAAAAAAAAAAAAAAAAAGAACCAGUGCGCACCAGACGGAGCCACAACAGAGCGCUGCAACGCGCAAAAAAAAAAAAAAAAAAAAACUCAAAAUUCCCAGCCGGGCUUGUGUGCACACACACAACAUCUCGACGACUGAGGCGGGAAAAUGUCUUCACACGGACUGCUAAUGGCAGGAGGAUACUGAUUCUUCAUGGUUGUCCACCGAGAAGGUGCCGCAAAAGCCCAGCUGGAUUGUCCAGUCCCUCCUGGACACCCUGUUUGCUUUUAAUGCCAGUCAAGAACUCGGUUGGGCUGCCAUGACGAGCGAGGAGUGUCCCGUGCCGCCGGGGAGCAUUUCCCCGGCCGUGCCAGGGCGGCACGAGGACUACGGCUCGGCGCAGGCGGAUGACAUCAUCGAGGAAGCGGGUCCGUGCGAUGACGCCAGCAUCGGAAGUGACCUGAGUACGCUCGUGGUGCCUUUCCCCGAGUUGGCGCCCGUGGUCUUCUUCUGCCUCAAGCAGACCACCUGCCCCCGCAGCUGGUGCAUCCGUAUGGUUUCCAGUCCAUGGUUCGAGAGGAUUAGCAUCAUGGUCAUCCUGCUCAACUGCGUGACGCUGGGAAUGUACCAACCCUGCGAGAACAUCGACUGCACCUCGGACCGCUGCCAGAUACUCCAGGCCUUUGAUGCCUUCAUCUACAUCUUCUUUGCGUUGGAGAUGGUGGUGAAGAUGGUGGCUCUCGGCAUCUUUGGUCGCCAUUGUUACCUGGGAGACACGUGGAACAGGCUGGACUUCUUCAUCGUCAUGGCUGGCAUGGUGGAAUACUCCCUGGACUUGCAGAACAUCAACCUGUCGGCCAUUCGGACGGUGCGGGUGCUUCGUCCUCUAAAAGCCAUCAACAGAGUGCCAAGUAUGCGUAUCCUGGUCAACCUGCUGCUGGAUACGCUACCCAUGCUGGGCAACGUCCUGCUGCUCUGCUUCUUCGUCUUCUUCAUCUUCGGCAUCAUCGGCGUGCAGCUGUGGGCGGGGCUACUGAGGAACCGCUGUUACCUGGAGGAGAACUUUACACUCUCUUCAGGAAUGGCGCCGCCGCACCCGUACUACAGACCCGAGGAGGACGACGAGCGCCCCUUCAUCUGCUCGCUGGCCUCCGACAACGGCAUCAUGUCGUGUUCCGACGUGCCGGCGAGGCGAGAAGGAGGCCACACGUGUUGCCUAGACAAGGAAGACGCGCUCCACCGACAAGCUCUGGGCCUCAGUCCCGAGCCCGUUACGAACGCGAGCGGUAACGGCGAUGCUAUCGGGCUGUGCAUCAACUGGAAUCAGUAUUACACCCGAUGCCACACCGGGAACACCAACCCUCAUAAAGGGGCCAUCAACUUUGACAACAUCGUCUAUGCCUGGAUUGUCAUUUUUCAGGUGAUCACUCUGGAAGGCUGGGUGGAGAUUAUGUACUACGUCAUGGACGCACACUCCUUCUACAACUUCAUCUACUUCAUCUUACUCAUCAUUAUCGGUUCCUUCUUCAUGAUCAACCUGUGCCUGGUGGUCAUCGCCACUCAGUUCUCGGAGACCAAACAGCGGGAGCAUCAGUUGAUGCAGGAGCAAAGGGCGCAGUGCCUGUCCUCCUCCACGCUGGCCAGCAUGGCCGAGCCGGGCGACUGCUACGAGGAGAUCUUCCAGCUGGUCUGUCACGUCCUCCGUAAGGCCAGGAGGAGGUCGGCGGCUCUGUACUACACGCUGAGGGGCAAGCCCCCGCCGGCUGGUGGAGGCCGAGGCAACAGGCGGGGCGGAGCCAAUCAGAACGGAGAGAGGCAUCAUUCCAGGCAACCAAAAUCUUCCCACUGUCCACACCAAAGCAAGCAGGACCACGAGUCCCAACCCACGGCAAACUCCAUCAGCCUGACUGUGCCUCAGAUCCCAUGGGAAUGCCCUUUGUGCGCGUUGGCCCUGGAAGAGGGCGCGAGGACUCCGGGUGACGCCGCCAGUGGGGACGAGGACGACGGGGACGCUGUAAAGGAGACGGACAAGGAGGAGAACCACUUAGAUGAGCGAGCGGACGGCAACGAGAGGACGAAGAAGAAAAAGAGGAGCUGCUUUGGACGCUGUAGGGAUUUGUGGAAUGGGAUGAGGAGGAAACUGUGGGGCAUCGUGGAGAGCAAGUACUUCAGCCGGGGCAUUAUGAUUGCCAUUCUCAUCAAUACCAUCAGUAUGGGCAUUGAACAUCACAAUCAGCCUGAGGAGCUGACCAAUGUCCUGGAGAUCUGCAACAUCGUCUUCACCAGCAUGUUCACCUUGGAAAUGAUCCUCAAGCUGACUGCUUUUGGCUUCUUUGAGUACCUGAGGAACCCCUAUAACAUCUUUGACGGCAUCAUUGUCAUCAUCAGCGUGUGUGAGAUCAUCGGUCAGGCGGAUGGCGGCCUGUCGGUGUUGAGGACCUUCAGGCUGCUGCGGGUCAUUAAGCUUGUGAGGUUCAUGCCCGCCCUGAGGCGUCAACUGGUGGUCCUGAUGAAGACCAUGGACAACGUGGCGACCUUCUGCAUGCUGCUCAUGCUAUUCAUCUUCAUCUUCAGUAUCCUGGGAAUGCAUAUAUUUGGCUGCAAAUUCAGUCUGAAGACCGAAGCAGGGGACACCGUUCCCGACAGGAAGAACUUUGAUUCCCUCCUCUGGGCCAUCGUCACUGUCUUUCAGAUUCUGACUCAGGAGGACUGGAACAUGGUGCUGUACAACGGCAUGGCUUCCACUUCGCCCUGCGCCGCCCUCUACUUUGUCGCCCUCAUGACCUUUGGGAACUAUGUGCUUUUCAAUUUGUUGGUCGCCAUCUUGGUUGAGGGCUUCCAAGCUGAGGGAGAUGCAAACCGCUCUUACUCGGAUGAUGAAAGGUCUUCCUGCAAUUUUGAGGACAACGAUAAGCAGAAGGACUCACUGCAUCUCUCAGACCCAAAGAUCUGUACGCUGACCCCUAAUGGACACUUGGACCUGGGCCCACUUCCUGCCGGCUUGUUUCCUGGUGAGAGGCUGAGCUUUGCUCUGGGGUCGAGGAAGAACAGUGUCAUUUCACUUGGCAGGGCCAACCUGGAGCACAGGGCGGCGUAUCCAGGUCGGGGUUACCAUAACUGGGGUCGUCCGCUACCGCCCCAUUCCCAAGCUUCCUGGGCUCGUCGUUCCAGUUGGAAUAGUCUCAUAGGAGUCCACCCCUGCUCCUCUUCAUCUCCCACCGCGAGUCCAAUCUUCACCUCCUCGCCCUCUGCUAGACCGUUCUACGGUUACGGCUUAGGCGGACUGGGAGGCGUUGUUGGCGGAAGUCUCCGUAUCCGCGGCCCCCGUGCCUCCUCAUCUCCGCUCCGCCACCUCCACAGUGUACACCCGGACGAGGAAGAAAGCCUCCUCUCUCCUGCUGUUGCCACCCGAACUCUUCACCUUCGCCAUCCGAUCCUCCAGGGACAUUUCGUACCUAGGAGGGACCGCCGAGCUCUAUCCCUCGAGCUUCCCCAUUUGCUACAAGUACCCGGAGCCACACAUCCUUCCAGUACUCUAUUCCCACCCCGUCCCACGUCCCCAACGGCGCUCCAUGCCCACCACAGGAAGAAGAGCUACUCCGGAGGGUUGCUAAUCAGCGGCGGUGGGGGACCGGAAAGUCUAAGCGUCAUAGGAAGAGUACACCAAGACUGUAAUGGCAAGACUCCCCUGGCGCAGAUCCUUCAACCCCCUCCUAAUCAGCAAACGGAGCAGCCCGGCGGGCCGAACAACCAUCGGCAGCUUAUUGCGGACGUCUUUCCUCAGGUGAACACUCGGAACAAGGACCGCGAGGACCUGGACGAUGAACUGGACUAUAGCUUGUGCUUCCGUGUGCAGAAGAUGUUGGAGACGCACAAGCCAGAUUGGUGCGAGACCAGGGAGGAUUGGUCGGUGUUCCUGUUCUCGCCGCAGAACAAGUUCAGGCAGAUGUGCCAGUCUAUCAUCGCUCAUAAGCUGUUUGAUUACGUGGUGCUGGCCUUCAUCUUCUCCAACUGCAUCACAGUGGCUCUCGAGAGGCCCAGGAUACUGCAGGGCAGCUUGGAAAGAGUGUUUCUCACCAUAUCCAACUACAUCUUUACUGCCAUUUUUGUGGGCGAGAUGACAUUAAAGGUGGUGUCCAUGGGUCUGUACAUGGGGGAGCAGGCAUAUUUACGCAGCAGUUGGAACAUUCUGGACGGCUUCCUGGUGUUUGUGUCGUUGAUUGACAUCGUGGUGUCCAUGGCGGGCGGGGCUAAGAUCCUUGGUGUUCUCCGAGUGCUGCGACUGCUCAGAACCUUGCGUCCCCUCAGGGUGAUCAGCAGAGCUCCAGGUCUGAAACUGGUGGUGGAGACCCUCAUCACUUCCCUCAAACCCAUCGGGAACAUCGUUCUCAUAUGCUGCGCUUUCUUCAUCAUCUUUGGCAUUCUUGGCGUACAGCUGUUUAAAGGCAAGUUCUUCUACUGCUUGGGUCCUAACGUUAAGAACAUCACCAACAAAUCCGACUGUCUGCAAGCCAACUACAAGUGGGUCCACCAUAAGUACAAUUUUGACAACUUGGGACAGGCCCUGAUGUCCUUGUUUGUGCUGGCCUCUAAGGACGGCUGGGUCAACAUCAUGUACCACGGCCUGGAUGCUGUGGGUGUGGACCAGCAGCCGGUGACCAACAACAACCCCUGGAUGCUGCUCUAUUUCAUCUCAUUCCUCCUCAUCGUCAGCUUCUUCGUUCUCAACAUGUUUGUGGGCGUGGUGGUGGAGAACUUCCACAAGUGCCGGCAGCACCAGGAAGUGGAGGAGGCCAAGAGGCGGGAGGAGAAGCGUCAGCGCCGCAUGGAGAAAAAGCGGAGAAAAGCCCAGAAGCUUCCCUACUACUCCAGCUACAGCAGCGUACGUCUGAUGAUCCACACCCUGUGCACCAACCACUACCUGGACCUCAUCAUCACCUUCAUCAUCUGCAUCAACGUCAUCACGAUGUCCCUGGAGCAUUACAACCAACCUCACUCUCUAGAUCUCGCCCUGAAGUACUGCAAUUACUUCUUCACCUCCACUUUUGUGCUGGAAGCCAUACUCAAGCUCAUCGCCUUCGGCUUCCGACGCUUCUUCAAAGACAGGUGGAACCAACUGGAUCUCGCCAUCGUGCUGCUGUCUGUCAUGGGCAUCACAUUGGAGGAGAUCGAGAUCAGCGCCGCCCUGCCCAUCAACCCCACCAUCAUCAGGAUCAUGAGAGUACUGAGGAUAGCACGAGUCCUCAAGCUGCUGAAGAUGGCCACGGGAAUGAGAGCCCUGCUGGAUACGGUGGUCCAAGCCCUGCCUCAGGUGGGUAACCUGGGCCUGCUCUUCAUGCUGCUGUUUUUCAUCUACGCCGCCUUAGGAGUGGAGCUUUUCGGAGAACUUGUUUGCAAUCAAGACUACCCUUGUGAAGGAAUGAGUCGUCACGCUACCUUUGAGAACUUUGGCAUGGCCUUCCUGACUUUGUUUCAAGUCUCUACGGGCGACAACUGGAACGGCAUUAUGAAGGACACAUUGCGGGAGUGCCCCCCAGACCAUGGCACCGAUGUGGACUACGCCUGCAAUCCCAGCCUUCAGUUUAUCUCGCCCAUGUACUUUGUCUCCUUCGUGCUCACCGCCCAGUUUGUGCUCAUCAAUGUGGUGGUGGCCGUGCUGAUGAAGCACCUGGACGACUCCAACAAGGAGGCCCAAGAGGAGGCGGAGAUGGAUGCAGAAAUUGAGCUGGAGCUGGCCCAGGGCACCCUCUGUUGCAUGGGCGCCCCCGGCUGCGGCGGCGGGGCGGACAAAGUCGCGGUGGCCGCUGGAUCGCUACCCGGCGCCGAGGCCAAGAGGAAGGACGGAGGAGGAGGCGGAAGAGGAGGGAGGACGCGUAUGGCAGCCACGUACAACGCCGCCGACUCCAACCGACCGUUGUACUCACCAGCACAAGAGAGCCAAUGGCUGGACAGCGUAUCUCUCCUGAUCAAGGAUACAUUAGAAGGGGAGAUGCUGAUGAUCGACAAUCUCUCUGGUUCUGUCUUCCACCAUUACUCCUCCCCUCCACUCAUCUGUAAAGACUGCAGGGGCCACCCCCAAGAGAUCAGGAUGGCGGAGAUCGAGCAGGCUUCGCUGAAGUCGGAGCAACUCAACUCGGAUAAGUCCUCGUCUCCCGCUCUGCCGGAUGACCUCAGCUUGGACGAGCACACGGCCUACCAGUUGCUGGUGCGAGAGAGCAAGGGAAAAUGCAACAACAGCGGUGGUGGUUCCUGCAGUUCUGACGAGGCGGCAUCUGGUGGAGGGAGCCAACGGGUCCACCACACUGUAGUCCAGGGCCAGGUCCAAGGACUGGGCCACCUCUCCAGGACUCUUUGCCAGGUGGAGAUGGAGCUGCAAGACGUAGAAAUGCGAACGAAUCCACCGUGUUCGCCUUAUUAUUGCCCGAGCGGUGUUUCCAUCAGCAGCAACAAGGAAAGAAACACAGACGGAGGAGAAGAAGAAGAAGAAGAAGCCAGUGGCGUGUCCCCGCUACUCCCGUUACCAGGAGCAACCAUCCCGGCACCUCCUCGCAGCAGGAGCCUGAGGUUGUCAAGGAGCCUUAGGUUGACCUCCCCUGCGUCGUGGGCUUCAUUCCGAGUCCCAGGAGGUCACAGCAAGAUGCUCUGUACUCAGUUCCCGUCCCACAGCGACUCGUCGCUUGCGACCGGCAGCUCGGAAGGAAGUCUUCAGACCACCAUGGAGGAAGGACUCAGCUUCAGCAUCUCUCCUCCGCAGCCGGCCGCUCCUUUACCACACGAGUGCCCACUUCGCCAACGCAACACGAGCGUGUCUUCCCCGGUCCAGACCUUGAGACCGAGACCGAGUCCUUCGUCGGCGCUGACCCUGCAAGCCACCGUCGGGCAGCAGCGUAGCCAAAGCAGCGGCCGAGGCAGCACCAGUCCCGGUUUCACCCGAGACGACUCCAUCGACCCUUCGGAUGAGGACUUGGGUAUCGUUAUCGGAUCGUGCAGUCAAGCGGGAAACAGCGAACAUUUAUCCGAAACGAUGAGCAGCUUAUCGUUAACGUCGUUGAUGUCUCCCGGUUCGCUAGCGUACCCCGGAGGAGCGGUGAAGAAGUGCAACAGUACAGGAAGUCUGGACCAAAGCGGGAUUCUGAUGUCAUCCCGAGGACGAGAGAGCCGGGGAUUGGAGAUUAUGGACCCCGAGGGUUUUUUGGGGGUAUUAGCUGACGCGAGAAGAAGCGACGGGGACGCGUUUCGAGGGAAAAGCUCCAGCCAAACAAUAGUAGGGCCUUUUCGGAAAAACAGAUGAAAACCGAUCGGAAUUCUUCGCUGUUUUUCCUUUUGCACUCUCUCUGACGCCACAGAGGCUUUGAUGGCACAUGAACCCUCACGUUGACUCCGCCCACUUUUCAUACAUUUGUGAUGAACCCAAGAACUAUUUUACCUCCGAGGCCUAAGGGCUAACGGAUCGGCGGAAUCAAGGAAUUUCGACUAAUGGAGGCAAAAAAAAAAAUAUCCCAAACUGAAAUCCAAGCCAACAGACUUUUUGAUGUUUGUGCGUGACGGCGUGCAAACACGUCGCGAAAAAAGGCAGACGACGAGCGACGCGGUGACAUGUCAGGUCAUUAGUUUUGGCCGGGAAAGCAAGAAAGCGGAUCUAAUAUCCAUCUGUUCCGGCAGACGGAAACAACGGGUUCCACCCUCUCCCUGGCGUAGAACCUUCUGCUGACAUGACAUAAAAAUACGAGGUGGAGGAGAGUUCACCAGUGUGUGUGUGUGUGUGUGUGUGUGUGUGUGUGUGUGUGUAUGUGUGUGUGUGUGUGGAGAAAGGAGCACCGCCUCAGGUAUCCGAGGCUUUGAAUUCCACACUCAUCCAUUUGCCUGUGGAUUUUUUUUUUUUUUGGGGGGGGGGGGGG
Doryrhamphus excisus (bluestripe pipefish) is the source of this 8502-nucleotide messenger RNA. NCBI's taxonomy places the organism in Eukaryota, Metazoa, Chordata, Actinopteri, Syngnathiformes, Syngnathidae. The record is from RefSeq and is a predicted model, not a curated record.